CGGCGACGUCUGUGAUCUUCCAUCGCUGUCAGCGCACAGAGUAAUUCCUCCGUCACCUGGUAGUGUGCAGGGUGUGGAGGGGACUAAAAACGCACUCAUUUGGAACUAGAUUAGCAUCGGUUUAGGAAACAAUCGUUAAAGUGGCAGCCAGCUAUGGUUGACCCGUCUGAGCCAGAGGAGCAGACCAAGGGGAAACAGAUGGAUGCCUUGCCGGUGGCCUCUCCACCCACCAGACUACCAGACCAGGCCUCUCCACCCACCAGACUACCAGACCAGGCCUCUCCACCCACCAGACUACCAGACCAGGCCUCUCCACCCACCAGACUACCAGACCAGGCCUCUCCACCCACCAGACUACCAGACCAGGCCUCUCCACCCACCAGACUACCAGACCAGGCCUCUCCACCCACCAGACUACCAGACCAGGCCUCUCCACCCACCAGACUACCAGACCAGGCCUCUCCACCCACCAGACUACCAGACCAGGCCUCUCCACCCACCAGACUACCAGACCAGGCCUCUCCACCCACCAGACUACCAGACCAGGCCUCUCCACCCACCAGACUACCAGACCAGGCCUCUCCACCCACCAGACUACCAGACCAGGCCUCUCCACCCACCAGACUACCAGACCAGGCCUCUCCACCCACCAGACUACCAGACCAGGCCUCUCCACCCACCAGACUACCAGACCAGGCCUCUGCACCCACCAGACUACCAGACCAGGCCUCUCCGCCCACCAGACUACCAGAUCAAGCCUCUCCACCCACCAGACUACCAGAUCAAGCCUCUCCACCCACCAGACUACCAGACCAGGCCUCUCCUCCCACCAGACUACCAGAUCAGGCCUCUCCACCCACCAGACUACCAGACCAGGCUGAUGGGAAAGCAACAGAGGAGGGCGAGGAUGGGGGUGGCAAUGAUGCAGAGACCACACCCAUACACUCUGCUGGGCUGGGGGAGAGGAUGGUAGCUCCUCCCCCUGUUGCACAGGAGGCCAGUCCUCCCAGUCCAAACACCCAGCCCCAGCUUCAGGGCCCUCCGGAGAGGCAGCUUCAGCUUCCUCACCUUGCCCCUCCAGACUUCCAGCCUCCCACUCCACAUACCCAGCUACAGAGCCCUCAGGUCAGUCUGGAGGCAGCAACCCCCCUGUCGAACAGCAGCCAAGCUCUGAACCCUCUACCUCAAGACCUCCAGCCUCCAAGCGGCGACCCAGAGCCCAGAGAACCAUGCCCCAAGCUGCACCUGGACCUAUAUAACUUCGACACCCCGGUGGCAGAGGGAAGCCGUUAUGUCCUGACCAGCCCCCGCUCCUUGGAGGCCUGCGCCCGCUGCGGGGUCAAACCCGUGGAGAUCUUGUCGCGCCCGUUGUCAGACUUCGCCCGCGAGGCCCCGGGACGCUCCAUGCGCGUGGCGACGGGCAUGUUUGAGGUGUAUGAGAAGGACAGGCACGCCAAGCUGAGAGCAUGCCGGGAGGAGAGAGACAGGAUCAUACGGGAAGAUAAGAGGAGAAUCCUUCAGGCUGCAUCAUCAACAGAGGAACAGCACAGAGCACCAGUCACAUCCAGCUUAACGCCGCUAUCUAAACCAGGCCCUGUGGCCUCUAGUCCUACUAAAUCUAAACCUUCCCCCAGUAGUAUAGGACGGGCCUCUAGAGCUGCUUCUACAACACCAGGUCCAAGCAUUAAUAAAACUAGUACAAAUCUUCUAGCUAAAAGUAGCUCUCUGCAGUCUUCUAAGAGCAGCUCAUUCAGCUCUGCGUCCUCAUCAUCUAGAGGUCUGGACUGUGGUUUUGGUUCAGCUAAACAUCCUAAAUCCUCAGAACUAACCAAAGCACCCCGCCCUGUCUCAGGUCCACCUCCAGUGGUCAGAAAGAUCCCCAGCAGCAGCACCACCACCACCACUCCGAAAGCCUCCAACACCUUCCCCAGAUCAGCCUCCAAACCUUCCUCUUUCCCCAGAACAACCACCUCCAUGACAUCCACCAUCUUCAAGAGUUCCGUGCAGAGCCCAGUCACCCCGACUACAGCAGCUCUCAAUGGCAUCACAGGGGGUCUCGGAGGGCCGUUCCCUCACCACAACGGCCACCCUGUGUCCACUCCAAAGGGCAGAGGGAAGAGCCACUCCCUUGAGUCCCUACAAAGGAGGAUGGAUACAAUCUCCACCUCUACCACCACCUCCACCACCACCUGCACCUCCUCUGGAGAGGAGUCCGGCGCCUCCUCCUCCUACAGCUGGGAUGGACCCAGAGACCCCUGGGCCAAGUCCUCCUCCCCCCGUGCCCGCACCCUGGCCACCUUCAACUCCUUGAUGGGGAGGAGCCUUAGCCUUGGGGACCUCAGCCACUCCCUCCAGACCACCCAGAAGGUAGAGCGUAUCGUCAAGGAGGUGCGGCGGCGGGGGCUGAAGGCGGUUCCAGAGCGGGACAGGAAGAUCGCUGCUCUGAUGCUGGCUCGGUACCAGGAGGAGGACAUCAUGAGCCAGACGCGCUACGUGGCUCACCUGCAGUGGGACAGCGAGAAGCGCCUGGGGGACCUACAGCGGGAGCAGGAGGACCGGGAGAAGCAACGGGCGGUGCUGCAGUGCCAGCGGGCGUGGCAGUCGCAGGUGUCCCACCGCCAGCGUCGGCUCAGCCAGCAGGAGAGAGAGUCGUCGGCCGCUAAGCUGCGUCAGGUGGCGGAGAGCGAGGAGCGGUGGAGGGAGCUGGCAGAGCUACAAGAGAGCAGUAGGCAGCAGAGGCUCCAGCAGGCUGCCAGGGAGGAGAAACAGAAGAAGGAACAGCAGGAGCAGAACCUCAAGGCUCUAGAGGAGGACAGGGCUGCAGUGCUGGAGCAGGAGCAGCUACUCCUCAAGGAGAAACUUACCAUUGCUGAGCUGAAGAAGCAGGAGAAGGAGCACCAGGCCCACGAGGAGCGCCGGGGACUGAACCGGGCCGAGAGGAGGCGCCACGCAGCCCUGAUCAAGGAGAUCGCCCGGAGAGAGGAGGAGGAGCGGGAGGAUGCACGGAAGGCUGCUGAGGAGAAGCUGAGCCGUUCCCUGGAGAACUAUGAACAGAUCGUAGAGAGGAGAGACAAAGACCUGAAGGAGAAGGCUAAGAGGGAGGAGCAGCAGAUUCAGAAGGCAAGGAGGUCUGCGGAGAAUAGGGAGAAACAGCAGCAACAGCAGGUGGAGGCCCGGGCCAAGGAAGCAGAGAGACGGGCCCAGCAGGCAGCUCUGGUGGCAGAGGAGAGGGCCAAGGAGAAAUCCCAGAGAGCAGUACAGAGCAGGCAGGAGAAGGAGAGACUACAACGACUCAACAGACAGCGUGUGGAAGGGGAAGAGCUAGCCAGGAGGAUGGAGCUCCUCCAGUCCAUCGAGAGGAAGCUGGAGAAGAGUGAGCAGAUCUUCAGGGAGAAGAGAGCCGUGCUGGAGAGCGCUCGCUCUACCGCCCGCGCCUCCUUCCACGUACGGGACCGGGUCAGGGAGGAGACCAACAUGAGGACCUUUGAUAAGAUGGAUCUAGAGGCCCAGUUCCAGUUCAAAGCCAGCCUUGAUGACAAGUGAUGAGGCACACCUUCAUGCUACUGGUGAACUACUGGUUACUGGUAACUACUGGUUACUGGUAACUACUGGUUACUACUAGUUAAUACCCUGGACUACUGGUAACUACUGGUUACUACCCUGGACUACUGGUAACUACUGGUUACUACCCUGGACUACUGGUUCCUGGUAACUACUGACUACUCUAGACUACUGGUAACUACUGGUUACUACCCUGGACUACUGGUAACUUCUGGUUACUACCCGGGACUACUGGUUCCUGGUAACUACUGACUAGCCUGGACUACUGGUAACUACUGGUUACUACCCAGGACUACUGGUUCCUGGUACCUACUGACUACCCUCGACUACUGGUAACUACUGGUUACUACCCGGGACUACUGGUUCCUGGUAACUACUGAUUACCCUUGACUAAUGGUAACUACUGGUUACUAACCUGGACUACUGAUUCCUGGUAACUACUGACUAGCCUGGACUACUGGUAACUACUGGUUACUACCCGGGACUACUGGUUCCUGGUAACUACUGACUACCCUGGACUACUGGUAACUACUGGUUACUACCCUGGACUACUGGGAACUACUGGUUACUACCCGGGACUACUGGUUCCUGGUAACUACUGACUAUCCUCGACUACUGGUAACUACUGGUUACUACCCUGGACUACUGGUAACUACUGGUUACUACCCGGGGCUACUGGUUCCUGGUAACUACUGACUACCCUGGACUACUGGUUCCUGGUAACUACUGACUAACCUGGACUACUGGUAACUACUGGUUACUACCCGGGACUACUGGUUAGUGGUAACUACUGACUACCCUGGACUACUGGUUCCUGGUAACUACUGACUACCCUGGACUACUGGUUCCUGGUAACUACUGACUACCCUGGACUACUGGUUCCUGGUAACUACUGACUACCCAGGA
Messenger RNA from Oncorhynchus keta (chum salmon), 4467 nucleotides. RefSeq names its product coiled-coil domain containing 177 (gene ccdc177). Bases 154 to 3543 code for a protein of 1129 amino acids. Lineage: Eukaryota; Metazoa; Chordata; Actinopteri; Salmoniformes; Salmonidae. The transcript is spliced from 2 exons. The record is from RefSeq and is a predicted model, not a curated record.